CCAAUUAGCCAAAACCUCAGUUUGUACCCAGAAAAGCUGCAGCAUAUUUCCGCCGCCAAAGCUUUCACGAUUUGGACAUCUCAUUUAAUGAAAGCUAAGUACUUGUUUGGAUUUACUUAUAUCACGUUCAAAUUUUGUCUUGUAUUUAUAGCUAUAUGAUACUCGUUUUGCCUAGUUCUUGAGCUCCAUGGCUUCUCCGUUCGACCCUAAAACACUGAAUCCCUUUGCCAAGGAAUGGAAACCCUCAAAAUCCCGGAAACGUACGCUAUUUCAUCAUUCCCAACAAUCAUCGUGUCCACUGUCACUCCUUCCGCCUCCGCAAGAGGCGGCGCAGCCGGUGCUAACCUACUCUGGGCAGCUUCCUUUUUAUCACCUACCAUUACCAGCUGCGAUGUCGAGCUACCAGUGCGUCAUUGUGUACGAUGCAAACUCCCAGCCUCAGCCUUUUCAUCAACCCUCUCGUUUCAUCCCAUUUCUGCCGGAUGUGCAUUUCUACGGCGAAAACGGCGGUUCCUUUGUUGAAAUGAAAAAGGACGAAAAUGAUUUCAAGAAUGUUGGAAGUCCAAGGGUUGUGAGAAGUUCAAACAGUAAUUGUACUACUGGAGUAAAAAGGAGGACAAAAACGUUUCGGCCGGUGAAGAUUGACAGCAGUAGACUAGAGUGGAGGCCCAAGGAGCCGGUAUCUUCACCCACUUCUCCUCUGGAUUUCUUUCCCUCUGAGAAAACUACUAUCAUGAUUAAGAACAUUCCAAAUCAGAUGAGGAGAGAUGAUUUAAUGGAUUUUCUUGACUGGUGCUGCCGAGACUACUCUUUGGAGUAUGAUUUCUUGUACUUGCCAAUGGACUUUAGGACAAAGAAUAAUUUGGGAUAUGCUUUCGUUAACUUCACUACUCCAGCAGCUGCUCUAAGGAUCAAGAAAAUCCUUCAAAACUACAACUGGGGUGUGGUUGGGACCAGAGAAUCAUCCAAGAAAAUCUGUGAACUUACUUGGGCUCGGAUCCAGGGGAGGGAGAAUUUGAUUAGAAGAUUUGAGACCUCCAUUUUCGCUUGCGAUCGAUUGGAGUUCCUACCGGUGAUUCUGAGCCCACCUCGAAAUGGGUCCAGUUCUAUGAGCCAUCCAGUGGUUCUUGGAAGAUGCAUCGCAGCAAAAUGAACGUCUGGCUUGGCUUGUAUCUUGUGUUAAGUUAGGUUACGUAAUUAUGAUUAGGGCUUUAGAUUAUCUCUGAGUUGGAACUUUACACUGUAAGGUGCGUAGCCUACUUGUGUUUUCAUAUUCUUCCUAGGGUUAGGGUUAGAACUUGAAGUGGUGUUUAGAAAUCUGGGACGAUAUGAAAACAUAGGUUUUGCUAA
This is a messenger RNA of Olea europaea var. sylvestris, 1350 nucleotides long. Its product is annotated as protein MEI2-like 6. Bases 188 to 1153 code for a protein of 321 amino acids. Lineage: Eukaryota; Viridiplantae; Streptophyta; Magnoliopsida; Lamiales; Oleaceae. The transcript has 4 exons. Gene Ontology annotation, molecular function: RNA binding. The record is from RefSeq and is a predicted model, not a curated record.